GAGAUUGCCGUGCCCAUGAAGACGAGUGUUUAAGAAAAAUAAAUUCUAAUUGAAUCGUCACUGCGUUAGAACUUACUGCACGAUACGUUUUAAAUCGUUGAUUUUUCCUGUAAUAAAUGUUUUUUACCGUCACUUCAUCUCAGGAAGGCCACAUUUAAGCGGGCAGAGAUGUAUCGGGGUCGGCCUUCAUCUCAAGGGGGACAUCCUCGUCCUUAUACAGGCCGCAGCUCCCCGCCCGGGAGACCCUACAACCUGCCGCCCUUAAGAGAGGACCGGGGCCGUUCACGACCACCCUACCAGCACGGCUACCACGACCACGGGCCCCCGGAUCUGUACCGGCGCUCUCCGCCGCGCAGGAGGUACCUUUCCCCUGGUAAAGGAAGUCACCGAGGCGGCGGCGAACCUCGGGGCCGAGAGAGGUCACCAUCACUGCGGGGUGGAGGGAUUCCCCUCGACCACAAUCUGGUGAUCACCGUUGGUAACGAGCUGACAGGAUCUGCCCCACCACGACACCUCCAUCAUCCACAUGACAGAGAUGACCUGCAUCGACCAGGCUUUGACCAGCCUGAUGACCGUGGAUCCAGGAGGCGGAGCCCCAGCAGGGGGCGAAGUCGUCCUCGUAGUCGCAGCCGUGACCGCAGCCGGGCUGUGAGCCGCGGGAGAAGCAAGAGCCGGGCCCGGAGCCCUAGUGUAGACCGGAGCAGGGCCAAGAGCCGUGGGAGAAGUAAGAGCCGGGCUCACAGCAGGAGUCACAGCCCCGACAGGGGCAGAGUGAAGAGCCGCGGAAGAAGCAAGAGCCGCCUCUGCAGCAGGUCCAGGACAAGGUCCAGGUCUAGGUCCAGAUCCAGAUCUAGAUCUAGAGGCCGUAGCAGGAUGAGGAGCCGCAGUCGGAGUGUCAGUACCAGUAGCACCAGCAGCAGCAGUGAGAACAGCCAGGAUAGCAAACCAGUCAGCAAGGAGUUCAGGGAGCUGAAGCAGGCCCGGCGGCGGCGAGAGGUAGAGGAGCUUCUUAGCCAACCCACCAAGUCCAUCCUGAAGAAACGUCUGGACACUGAAGACUCCCCAUCUGUCAGGAGCAUUGACUCUCCUAGAGACCUGGACACCACCAAUAUUUCACGGGUGGCAGAGAAACUGCUGACUGCUGUGAAGGGCAUGGAGCCUCACAUGCUGUCAUCCAUGCUGGCUGAGCUCCAGGCUGACCCACAGAUGGCCCAGAAAGCUGGCCUGGAUGCAGAGAUCACAGGAAUCUUGGAACUCCUGGGGAGCCAAGCGGGGGCAAAGGGCGAGGCAAAGGAUGACAUUGAAGAUGAGGAGAAGUUCCUAUAUGGAGACUCUGAGGAUCCCAAACCCCCUGCUGCUCCAGAGGCCUCCCGCCAACACAGCUUCUCAGAGCUGUAUGGAGAUGUGACAGAGGAGGUGCUGUACAGUGACUACUCCCAACCGCAUACCACCAUAGGGCAAACAUACAGCCUUCCUCCCAGGGGCCCCACUCACCUCCAGGCUGGUCCAAGCACAGGAGAACACCUCCCCAGGGACUCAAACCUGCUGCAGCAGGGUGAUGUGAGAUAUAAGAGCAAACCCACCAUCACCCCAGACCAGAACAUCACAGUCCAGGUGUCAAAUCCCAUCUACCCACCUGGGAUGGAGCCACUGGAGGAGAGCGAAAGGCAGGCAGUGGAGGAGUACGAGAAGAUCCAAGACCUCCUCAAGACCAUUGGCCUGGACCUGGGUGUGGUCGAGAUCAGCAAGAUGGCUGCCAGGACCAAGGAGCGACUCCAUGGAAACAAGCCCCCACCUAAGACCCCCACCUGGCGGCCUGACAAGAGGAAGAGGCAUUACUCAUCGGGGAGUUCUGAAGGGAAUGGGAGGCACAGGCAAAGGAGUGGCAGUGGGACUUCAGAAAGCAGUAGGAGCAGCAGAGGGAGGAGCUGGAGCGGUGAUGAUGCCUGCCGCUCUAAGACUGGCACCAAAAGUCAGGAAGUCAGAACAAGUCAAGAAGAAGUCAAGGCUGACAGGAGGGACUGGGGGCAUUCUGCUCCAAAAGAACCCCCCCCACAAAUUCCCGAUCCCAACAGCAUGCCCCCCCAGCCCCCUGCCCCCAUUCCCCCCUACGGGCAGACCCAGGUCCAUAGUGUCGUCCCCCCAAACUACCCUCCUCCUGGCUAUGGCCAGUAUGGCACCUAUAUGCCCUAUGUGCACCAGCAGUGGCCGCCUAUGUACCCGCCCCCUGGCAUGGCACCGCCCCCCCAGGCCUCCCAUGAAGAAUACCCCAGUGUCUCCCCCUAUGACCGGCCAUACAACAAACCCAUCCAACCUGAGCCUGCUGUGAAGGUGCCAUCUGUGAUGAGCAGAGAAAGUUCUAAAGGAAGCAGCCAUGACAGGAGAGUCUCUGAAGAAGAGAACAAUGAAAGUCAAAAACUAAAGGUAUUGGAGGAGCAAGAGAAGCUUCGACAGGACAGAGAGAUCCGCAUGAAGAAGAAGGAGUACCUGCUGAAGGAACUGGAAAGGCUGAGGAAACAGCAGGGGGAGCUUCUCAGAAAGAAGCGUAGGGAGAAAGAUGGCCAUAAAGACCCACUUUUAUCAGAGAUCAGCCAUCUGCAGGAGGAGGUGAUGAAACAAAUAUCGCACCUCCGCAAGGAGCAUGAGGAGGCCGAAAAGAAACGGACAGAGGUGGAAAAGGUGGCUCUGAUCCUGGGUCUCAGCUCCUCCGACAGGCCACGGAAAACCACCAAGACUGUAGUACAGGAGGCUCAGCCAUCAUUUCAGAAGAGGAGAGACCGUGAUCGGAGCCCCAAGGAAGCUCAGCUGUCCAACACCACAGCAAAGCAGAGCACUGUGUCAACGAAAGUAGAGCCAGACAGACCCGAGCUGUCAAUUGCUGCCUCAGCGCUGCCCCCAGCCCCGCCUCCUGAGCCCUUUGAAUACUAUGAUGCAGGAAACCAUUGGUGUAAAAACUGUAAUGUCACCUCGGGUUCCAUGUUUGAUUUUUUCACGCACUUACACUGCAAAGCUCACAGAAAGACGCAGGAUCCCUAUAACCGACCCUGGGCUUCCAGCCCCACCAAAACCAGCAAGGAUUUGCCUUCAGAAGAAAAACUUGUCAAACCUGCUAAAGGAUCAGAGUUCCUGCUUCCCGUAAGAGGAUUCUUCUGUCUGCUGUGUAGAGAAUUUUACGGCGAUGCUGUUUGUGCAGAGGAGCACGUGACGACUCAUGCUCACAAUGAGAAAUACAAGAAACAAAUGUAUGAAAACCCCCUGUAUGAACAAAGAAGGAACUUGGACCGGCAGGCGGGGCUAUCGCUAGAGGCCAGUGGGAAGAAACGUAAGCACGAAGAUGAAGACAGAGGCAGUAAAGAGAAGGAAGAUAAGUCUAAACAUAAGAAGGAGAAGAAGGACAAGGAUAAAAAAAAGGAGGAGGAGGAAAAAAAAGACGAGAAAUCUAAAGUUAAAAAAGAGGAAGAUGGAGGUCAACAUAAAGUGAUCAAGAAAGAGGAGGAUCCCAAAGCCAACAAGAGGGAGGAAGAGGAGAAAUUUAUGAACAACAAGAAGGAUGAGCGAUUCCGUCACAUUAGAGAGCAGGAGGAGGAGGACAAAGCCAAAUACAAUCGGAGAGAGGAGGAUCGAUAUAGAUACAGCAGAGAGGAGGAGUACCGCUACCGUGCCAGACUCAACCGUGGAGAUGACCAUUCCCGUUAUGACGAUGAUAAGUACAGAUACAACAAGUACUCUGACUUCAGAUCCAAGUCUGACAGGGAUAGAGACGAUGGAAAACCAAAGGCAGAAAAUGAAACCAAACCCUUGAAAAAGGAGGAAGUGAAAGCAGAGCCCAAAAAGCUGGCUGAGGCUCCACAGAAGCCCUAUGACCCACCUAAAGUCCUGUGCGGACCCAGCCCUGCCAUGAGGGCAAAGCUUCGCAAGCAGAGCACUGAAACAGGAAAAACCACACCCAUAGCCACCCCUUCCGCAUUUGGAAAGUUCACAUGGAAGAAGAAGGAGAAUGUCUUGGCCAAGGAGGCUGAGAGAGCAGCUGCAGAGUUUCUGAAAGAUGAGGAGGAGACUAAAACCCUGGAUCAGAUUCCCGCAGAGGAUUCAUUUGCCAAGUCGAUGGCUGUUGCAAAAGAAAUCGCUCUGAAGCUGUCAGGUCAGAGUACCACUCCUCCCCCCUGGGUAUCACAGGGUGCUAACAGGGGCAGAAUACGACCCAAUCUUCCUGCACCCGCAAUGGUCCUCAGGAAAACGGCCAUGUUUGCUAAACCGGCACCUCUCAAUACUUUUCUCUCCAUCCGACCACAAAAUAGUAACACAGCUGAACCGCCACCUCUUGAGGAAACCCCUGUGGCCCCUGAGGCUAUAGUGAAAGCAUUUGAUGGACAGAACGUUCCUGUUGAAGGAGCUCCUAAGAUUGAACAAAAAGCCAAACCCAAUGAGAAAAUGAUGAUGAUGGAGUCCGAUGUAGCAGUCCCAGGGGUGCCUGAGAGCGAGCAGACUCUUGCAGUCUUCGUUAAACCCCCACCUUUUAUGAACAUGGGAGAUGAUGCCCUAAAGUCUGAAAAACUGAUGACAAACCUUGCUGCAGCCAAAGUCAAGGAUUUCCUCUCCAUCGGUCCGCAAAAUAAUUACAUGGCUGAACCUCCACCUCCUGAGGAAACCCAUGUGGCCCCUAAGGCUCUAGCAAAGGCAUUUGAUGGGCAGGAUGUACCAUUUGAAAAAACUCCUAAGAUUGAACAAAAAGCCAAACCCAAUGAGAAAAUGAUAAUGAUGGAGUCUGAUGUGGCAGUCCCAGGGGUGCCUGAGAGUGAGCAGACUCGUGCAGUGUUUGUUAAACCCCCACCUUUUAUGAACACGGGAGAUGGUGCCCAAAAGUCUGACAAACUAAAGACGAACCUUGCUGCAGCCAAGGCCAAGGAUUUAUUUGAUAUAUUUUACAGCAAUAUUGGCCAACCAGGCCACUCCGCCAUCACUAAACCAACAGCAGAGGCUAGAGCUCAAGGGAAUGACACAAAAAAAAAAGAGUUGCCACCUUCACGGGGCCUUAAAACACAACAAGCCUCCCAACCUCAGCCCCAGACAACACCACAAUCAAAACCAGACCAACCACAAACUCAGCCCACAUCAGCUCCUCAAACUGCUCCACAAAGUAAGCCAAUGCAACCUCAGCCAGUACCCGAAAAAAGACAGAUUAAGCUUUCAACAGCAUCUACAUCUGAGCUGGCUCAAUCUUACCUGGCUCCACAGUCUAAACCAACAGAAUCAGGGGCAGUUUUCCAACCCAAAAUCCAAAUUGAACCAGCUCCACAACUCAAAAGCCAACUUGAACCUAUUCCACAACCCCAUUCCCAAAAUAAUUCUGAGAAAGUGUCCCAAAGCCAGCCAGAGGCCUGUACUUCAAAGUCCCAACCAGCUGCACAAAAUAUACCUGCUGUAGAGAUACAAACUCCUCAGCCUCAACUAGCUCCACAAAUCCAAACAGAUCUCCAACCAUCUCAGGUCCCAUCGGAACCUGCUUCAGAAACCCAGACUCAGUCCACCUUACUGCAUGUUUUUACCCCACCUGAUGAUUCAGCUCUAAUGCCUGAGCCUGAACCUCAGUCUCAGCCAACCCCUAAAACUAAAACCAAGACCUCUCUCCAGAGCAAGAAAACGCCACCUCCAUCCCGCACAGUCCGACAAACCCGAUCCCAAACUAGGUACCAGACCCGACGACGGCAGCAACAGCAGAGCCAGGCUGAACCUGAAUCUGACAUGGUUUUAGAAGACGCUGAGCAAGAGACGCCAGACCUAAAGGUGCUAGAGGUGGAUCAGGGGGCUGGUUCAGUCUCGGAGGAAACACCUGCCAACGUUUGCUCGAUUGUAGAGAAUCCUGAUGAAACCAAGACCGUCACCCCUGAAACCUUGGGUCUCCCAUCUGACAUGAUGUCGCUUGGCUUUGAGUAUGAUUUUAACUUUGAAUAAAAGUUAAAUCCAUCAUGCAGCAGAGCUUGUCAAGAUGUUUUUCCACUCAAGGAUGUAAAAAAAGAAACGACCCCAGAAUCUUCUUGAUUACGAACUGGACUUGCUGGUAACUGCAAACAGUUGGGAGAGUGGAACUCUGAGACAUAAGACCCUCAUUGUGUUAAAAGUUGACACCACUGUUUUGGUCAUGCCUUAUUAAAGGUAAAUGUGUUCGUCCUUCUCAGCAACAUCUCCUCUGAAAGGUAAUGUACUAUACAUUGCUGUCAAUACUUUUGUUUUUCUAUCAAAGUUCAGAAUAAUGAGUCAAUUUCUUCUUUUUAUUUCUCUUUUAAAUAAAUAUAAAGUGUUUAGAUACAGGGACAAGAAGAAAACUACACUGUAAAGUUGCCCAGCAUGGAUCAAAAGCUAUCCCUGAAGAUGUUUGUUUGACUGCUGCACCAUUUAACAUGUUGCCCCUUCACAGCACUAUCAUUCAACAAUCAGACACCGGCAAAAUCCUUCAAGUCAUACAGAUAUAGAAUAGUAUUUUGGUUCUUCAAGGCUCCUUGGACGACUGUGCUCAGUGUCAUUCUUUGUGGCAUUUUCUAUUAUACUUGCCCUGUUGGAAAUGUUGAUUUAGUAGUUUAAAUAAAGUCUACA
Messenger RNA from Lampris incognitus (smalleye Pacific opah), 6591 nucleotides. RefSeq names its product zinc finger protein 318 (gene znf318). The coding region runs from base 169 to 5952 and encodes 1927 amino acids. The transcript has 11 exons. Gene Ontology annotation, biological process: negative regulation of DNA-templated transcription; positive regulation of DNA-templated transcription. The record is from RefSeq and is a predicted model, not a curated record. Gene Ontology annotation, cellular component: nucleoplasm. NCBI's taxonomy places the organism in Eukaryota, Metazoa, Chordata, Actinopteri, Lampriformes, Lampridae. Gene Ontology annotation, molecular function: zinc ion binding; nucleic acid binding.